Molecule: messenger RNA, 3813 nt
Organism: Anolis carolinensis (green anole)
Lineage: Eukaryota; Metazoa; Chordata; Lepidosauria; Squamata; Anolidae
Gene: myb
Product: MYB proto-oncogene, transcription factor
Exons: 16
Coding region: 247-2529 (760 amino acids)
Biological process (GO): positive regulation of transcription by RNA polymerase II; mitotic cell cycle
Cellular component (GO): nucleus
Molecular function (GO): DNA-binding transcription factor activity, RNA polymerase II-specific; RNA polymerase II cis-regulatory region sequence-specific DNA binding
Source: RefSeq, a predicted model, not a curated record
GAGAGAAAGAGAGCAGAAGAGGGCCCUUUGUUUGAUGGCAUCUGUUUACAGAGUUGACUCUUUCAUCUCAACCUGUUUCCUCCUCCCCUCGCCUGCUCCUGAGAAGAAAGGCAACUUUGGCAGCGGAGGAGCUGCUGCUCUCUCUCUCUCUCUCUUUCCUUCUUCGGCGGCGGAGUAGCCUCACACGCCGCCUUCCUCCUCCGCUGCUCCCGCCCACCCGCUCUCCCCCGGGACUAAUGCCAAAGGAUGGCCAGGAGACCCAGGCACAGUAUAUACAGCAGUGAUGAUGAAGAUGAUGAUCUUGAGGCGUAUGAUCAUGACUACGAUGGCCUGUUGCCCAAAGGCGGAAAACGUCAUUUGGGAAAAACCCGGUGGACUCGAGAAGAGGAUGAGAAACUAAAGAAACUUGUGGAACAGAAUGGCACAGAAGAUUGGAAAGUUAUUGCCAAUUUCCUUCCUAACCGAACAGAUGUACAAUGCCAACAUCGAUGGCAGAAGGUUUUAAAUCCUGAACUUAUCAAAGGCCCAUGGACUAAAGAAGAAGACCAGCGGGUAAUAGAGCUUGUGCAGAAAUACGGCCCCAAGCGUUGGUCUGUCAUUGCCAAGCAUUUGAAGGGAAGGAUCGGAAAGCAAUGCAGGGAACGGUGGCACAAUCAUCUGAAUCCAGAAGUCAAGAAAACCUCCUGGACUGAAGAAGAAGAUAGAAUUAUUUACCAAGCACACAAGAGGCUGGGAAACAGAUGGGCAGAAAUUGCAAAGCUGCUGCCUGGAAGAACUGAUAAUGCUAUCAAGAACCACUGGAAUUCUACAAUGCGUCGAAAAGUUGAACAGGAAGGUUAUCUUCAGGAAUCUUCCAAAGUCACCCAGUCUUCAAUAGCCACAAAUUUUUCGAAGAAUAACCAUUUAAUGGGUUUUGCUCACACUCCAGCUUCUGUGCAUCUGCCAACAGACACCCAAACCCCAGUUACAAAUGAGUAUUCCUAUUACCAUAUUUCUGACACUCAAAAUGUCUCUUCUCAGAUUCCCUAUCCAGUAGCACUUCAUGUAAAUAUUGUUAAUGUUCCCCAGCCAGCUGCUGCAGCUAUUCAGAGACACUAUAAUGAUGAAGAUCCUGAGAAAGAAAAGCGAAUAAAGGAAUUAGAGUUGCUACUAAUGUCGACUGAGAAUGAACUGAAAGGGCAGCAGGCAUUACCAACAGAGAAUCACACAUCAGAUUAUCAAGGAUGGCACAGCACCACAAUCACAGACAGUUCCCGAACUAGUGGCAAUAGGGCACCCAUUUCCUCUUUGGGUGAACAUCACCACUGCACUCCAUCUCCACCAGUGGACCAUGGUAGCUUGCCUGAAGAAAGUGCAUCUCCUGCAAGGUGCAUGAUUGUCCACCAAAGUAACUUCCUAGAUAAUGUGAAGAAUCUUUUAGAAUUUGCGGAAACACUUCAACUAAUUGAUUCUGAUCCUUCAUCAUGGGGUGAUCUCAGCAGUUUUGAAUUCUCUGAAGAAGCAGACACUUCGCCUAGCCAAGCUCCCCCAGGCAAAGCGCUUCAGCAAAUCGAGGCCAGUGCCUGUAGGCCUGGAGGAUAUCCUCUUUCAAACCUGAGCAAAGCCGUGUUGAGUCAGGAAUCCCAUACUAUGCCAAAGUCCUUGACUGGCUCACAAUGUGGCACAGCUCCGUUGGUCUUUCUGCGUACAAAGAGAGGGCAUCCCAGCCACUUAGCCAGUGACCAUAAUCAGUCUGCUACACAUGCUGAUGUCAGCCGCUCAGUUCCCAAGCGCUCCCCUGACAAAAGCCUGCCAUUCUCUCCCUCGCAGUUUUUGAACACCUCAUCCAGCCAAGAAAGUCUGGACCUAGACAAUCCUCCUAUAACGGCUACUCCCCUCUGUUCUCAUAAAGUCACUGUUUCAACACCUUUUCACAGAGAUCAAGCAUUUAAGACGCAGAAGGAAAACUAUGUCUUCAGAACCCCUGCUAUCAAAAGAUCGAUAUUGGAAAGUACUCCAAGAACACCUACUCCAUUUAAAAAUGCACUUGCAGCUCAAGAAUUCAAAUAUGGCCCUUUAAAAGUGUUGCCUCAAACACCUACUCAUCAUGUUGAUGACCUGCAAGAUGUUAUCAAGCAAGAGACUGUUGAAUCUGGCAUUGCAACUGGCUUACGGGAAAAUGGAUCUCCUUUGGUAAAGAAAAUCAAACAGGAGGUUGCAUCUCCAACAGGUAAAGCAGGAAACUUCUUUUGCUCAAACAGUUGGGAAGCUGAAGGUCUGAAUGCACAGCUCUUCACAUAUGCAUCUCCAGGGGAAGAUGUACCGAAUCUACUUACCAGUUCUGGUUUGAAGAUGGCUGCUUCAGUGGAAGAAGACAAUACACAUAAAUUGUUCACAUUACAUAAAAAUAAGUCAUCAGGUAGUCCACUUCAGCAUUUUAGCAACACGUGGGACCCAGCAUCCUGUGGGAAGACAGAGGAUCAGUUGUCUUUCCCUGAUCCAGCACGAAAAUACAUGAAUGCCUUCUCAACUCGGACUCUGGUUAUGUAGAUAGGUCAUCCAACAAGCAUUAGGAUGUCUUUUCAAAACAUUUCCAGUUAAUUUGGAUUUACGGUUUCUCAACAAUGCGAGAAAAGCCUUUAUUAUUGUUGUUGUUGUGGUACAACAUUUGGGAGCAGCACAAAGUGCAUAUCAUCACAAAAGCAUAUAUGUAUAGAAUAUUCAUGUUGGAUUUCACCCAACUUUAAAAAAGGAAAGAGUUCUGUUUGUUGCUGAUGCUUACCUAAAAUAAUUAGGUUCUGAGAUUUAUGCAAUUAAUUGUGAAUACUAUGAAUGCAAUUUUUUAAGACAGUGAUUUUUGAGUGAUUAAACAAAACUUUUUGGGAGAUCAAAUGAAACAGUAUUAAUUCAGUGAAGAGUUACUACAGAAGUUUUGAUGUCAGUGAAGACAUUUUUAAGGAUUUCUUUUUUUUUUUCUCCUUCUCAGAGCUGGCACUCAAUUCAGCAGCUUAUUCUAAAUCAUUGAACAAAUGUCUUGGUAUAAAAUACCGCAAGAAAAGCAUUACCACAAAGUCUAAUGUUAAGGUAUCAGCUGAGGGCAUACCAUAACAUGACACAAUUAUACCAUUGGAAGUACUGUUCCAUUUGUUAGAUCGCUAGAUUGAUAUUAUGUGUGUGUUUUGUUGUUGUUUCACUUAGCUUGCUUUAAAAAUUAUUUCUGUAUGAAACAUAGUUUUAUGAGAACAAAUUAUAUUUUUAUUCAGUAAUUUAAUUUUGUAAAUGCCAAAUGGUUACUGUGGGUUUUGUUCCAUGUUGUUUUGGGGUUUUGUUGCUGCUACAAAUUUACAGCAUGUAGAUGAGCUAUUUGAGCCAUGGAGGUUUAUUAAAAAGUAAAACCUGGGGCUAGCUACUUGACUAUGCACUAGCAUUUCUUAUUUUCGUAUUAAAAAUACUGUUUUUAUCCUGCCCUCCCCCACCCUUUUUUUUUUUUUUUUACAAACUGUACUUUGAAACACUUCUUGGGAGAUUUUGUGUGCUUAUGUUUAUGUAUUCUAAUUGGUUUGCAACAACACAGAAUGCAAACUUCAAGCAUUUGGGAGAACAUAGUAUUGCUUGUCUUUAAUUUUUGUCCCAUGUUUAACGUAGCAAUUUCUAAUUUGGACUUUUGGUUAUAUCAAGAUUUUCUCCAUUAUCAAGAAAAGGUUGCGCUUGUUCUUCUUCUGAACUAUGACUUUGCUGCCUUAAUAGAAUUAGGUGCAGCUUUCUCUGCACUUAACUUUUUGUAAUACACUGUACUGCCUUGUAGAUAAAUAAAGUGUGUUGUUUUUGUAAAAA